AAUGAUACUUUAUCGUGGCUCAUCUUAUGUUCAUCCGAUUAAAAGUGACCCCACAUCAAUACAUCGAAGGCCAUGAUUCACGGAUUUGCCCAAAGAGAUUGUUGAAAAAGCAUCCUGAAAGUAUGGAGGGACCGAGGGAGUGCCGGAGUGCGAGACACCAAGGCAUCAACAUUCGGACUGUAGUAUGAGUGAGAGCGAGCCCGCCAGAAAGUUCUGCAAAUUUCCGAGGCUUUCGACAUUUUCAAAAACCCUACACGAUGUUAUCUUCUGUUCCCCUAAAAGGCAAAUACAACAAGUGAUAACUUCAAUUCUCUUUUGUUAUACGUCCUUUCAUUCUCUCAUGCAGAUUCUUUUUAUCUUAUGCUGUUAACUCAUUAGCUGCAAGAUUUUACCAUUUUUUUUUUCUCUUUGUUGGGCAAUUACAAGAUAUUUCUUAGCUCAAUCAUUUCUUCUCAGUCGCUGCUUUUCUUCUUCUGUUCCCAUCCACACUGUUAAACCCUAAGGGGGGUUCCAAAGCUUCUCCACCUCGAAAGCUCUUCUCUUCGGUUCUGUGGUACUCUGUUCUUCUCUCGGAGGGGGGAGAGAGAUGGACAUUUGCUUGAAUCCCUGCCAAAGCUUCCAUGCAAGGUCAAUUUCGUCCUACUCGGCUUCUAUAUCCAAAUCGACUUUACUGAAAACAACUGGUUUCCCCUUCUUCCUGUGCACGAAGAGGACCGGGAAGAAGACAAACGGUGUAUCUUCGAACUUUCAAUUCUGGCGGUCACUAGCUUGUUCUACCAAUCGGACCAAUCGACUUACCACUGUUUAUUGCGAGCAUGGCUUGGCUGCAAGCCGAAAUGAUUCGACGAAUGGCUCCUUCAGUGGGUCUCCGGCGGGGAAGCGGACUGACCUGAAGAAGAUCAUGAUACUCGGCGCUGGACCCAUUGUUAUCGGUCAAGCCUGCGAGUUCGACUACUCGGGCACCCAGGCAUGCAAGGCUCUCAAGGAAGAAGGAUACGAAGUGGUUCUCAUCAAUUCCAACCCGGCUACAAUCAUGACUGAUCCUGACAUGGCGGACAGGACCUACAUCGCCCCCAUGACCCCUGAACUAGUCGAGCAGGUCAUUGAGAAGGAGAGGCCCGACGCUCUCCUGCCCACCAUGGGCGGACAGACAGCUCUCAACCUUGCUGUGGCAUUGGCAGAGAGAGGGGUCUUGGAAAAGUACAGUGUCGAGUUGAUUGGAGCGAAGCUCAAUGCAAUCCAGAAAGCAGAAGAUAGAGAUUUGUUUAAACAAGCAAUGGAGAAUAUUGGGAUCAAGACUCCUCCUUCAGGAAUUGGUACCACCCUGGAGGAGUGUUUCCAUAUUGCCGACUCUAUCAGGGAGUUUCCUCUCAUUAUACGGCCUGCAUUCACGUUGGGUGGCACUGGAGGUGGGAUCGCUUAUAAUAUAGAGGAAUUUGAAUCAAUUUGUAAGUCUGGGCUUGCAGCCAGUUUGACAUCACAGGUUCUGGUUGAGAAGUCUCUCCUGGGAUGGAAGGAGUACGAGCUUGAGGUAAUGAGAGACUUGGCAGACAAUGUGGUCAUCGUAUGCUCAAUUGAGAAUAUGGACCCCAUGGGGAUCCAUACAGGGGACUCGAUAACGGUGGCCCCUGCUCAGACCCUGACAGAUAAAGAAUACCAGCGCCUCAGGGAUUAUUCAAUUGCGAUCAUAAGGGAAAUUGGGGUUGAAUGCGGGGGUUCAAAUGUUCAAUUUGCUGUCAAUCCUAAAGACGGGGAAGUCAUGGUGAUCGAGAUGAAUCCUAGAGUUUCAAGGUCUUCAGCUUUGGCGUCCAAGGCUACUGGGUUCCCAAUAGCAAAGAUGGCUGCCAAAUUAUCUGUUGGCUAUACAUUAGAUCAGAUCCCUAAUGACAUUACGAAGAAAACACCAGCUAGUUUUGAGCCUUCCGUAGAUUAUGUGGUGACAAAGAUACCCCGCUUUGCGUUUGAGAAAUUCCCUGGUUCACAGCCGAUACUGACAACCCAGAUGAAGUCAGUUGGUGAAUCUAUGGCACUUGGUCGGACAUUCCAAGAAUCCUUUCAGAAGGCAGUUCGAUCAUUGGAAUGUGGCUACUCUGGCUGGGGUUGUGCAUAUAUCAAGGAACUGAACUGGGAUUGGGACCAAUUAAAGUACAGCCUCCGGGUCCCUAGUCCAGAUCGCAUCCAUGCCAUAUAUGCAGCAAUGAAGAAGGGAAUGAAGGUGGAUGAGAUCCAUGAACUGAGUUACAUUGAUAAAUGGUUUCUUACACAGCUUAAAGAGCUAGUAGAUGUGGAGCAAUUCUUAUCAGCCCAAAGUUUGUCUCAGCUGACUAAGGAUGACCUAUAUCAAGUAAAGAGAAGAGGUUUCAGUGAUAAGCAGAUAGCCUUUGCAACCAAAUCCACUGAGAAAGAAGUGCGAUCAAGGCGGUUGUCUCUUGGGGUAACUCCAGCUUAUAAGCGGGUAGAUACCUGUGCUGCUGAGUUUGAAGCUAACACUCCAUACAUGUACUCAUCCUAUGAUUAUGAGUGUGAAUCAGCUCCCACCAAACGGAAGAAGGUUUUGAUUUUGGGUGGAGGACCAAAUCGGAUAGGUCAAGGUAUUGAGUUUGACUACUGCUGCUGCCAUACAUCUUUUGCUCUUCAGGAAGCUGGAUUCGAGACAAUUAUGAUGAACUCUAAUCCCGAGACUGUAUCAACUGAUUAUGACACAAGUGAUCGGCUCUACUUUGAACCACUAACAGUUGAGGAUGUUCUGAGCAUCAUUGACUUGGAAAGACCUGAUGGCAUCAUUGUACAGUUUGGGGGGCAAACACCUCUCAAGCUGGCACUCCCGAUUCAACACUACUUGGAUGAGCACAAGCCCUUAUCUUCCAGUGGAUCUGGUCAUGUUAAGAUAUGGGGGACUUCGCCUGAUUCAAUUGAUGCUGCUGAGGACCGUGAACGGUUCAAUGCGAUUCUAAAAGAACUGGAGAUUGAACAACCAAAAGGUGGAAUUGCGAAGAGUGAGGCUGAUGCAUUGGCCAUAGCCAUGGACAUAGGCUAUCCAGUUGUUGUCCGGCCUUCGUAUGUGUUGGGUGGGAGGGCAAUGGAGAUUGUGUAUAGUGAUGACAAGCUCAUAACCUAUCUUGAGAAUGCUGUUAAGGUGGAUCCAGAACGUCCUGUCCUGAUUGACAAAUAUCUUUCAGAUGCUAUUGAGAUUGAUGUUGAUUCACUUGCUGACUCACAUGGUAAUGUAGUCAUUGGAGGAAUCAUGGAACACAUUGAGCAAGCAGGGGUCCAUUCUGGAGAUUCAGCCUGCUCACUUCCCACUAAAACUGUUCCCUCCUCAUGCUUGGAAACAAUUAGGUCAUGGACAACAAAGCUGGCUAAGAGGUUAAAUGUGUGUGGGCUUAUGAACUGCCAGUAUGCAAUCACGGCAUCUGGGGAGGUUUUCUUGCUUGAGGCAAAUCCCCGUGCAUCACGCACAGUCCCUUUUGUCUCCAAGGCAAUCGGGCACCCACUAGCCAAGUAUGCAUCUCUUGUCAUGUCAGGAAAAUCUCUCCAUGAUAUUGGGUUCACAAAGGAGGUGAUUCCGAGCCAUGUCUCUGUAAAGGAAGCUGUGCUUCCAUUUGAGAAGUUUCAAGGCUGUGAUGUGCUGCUUGGCCCUGAGAUGCGUAGCACUGGAGAGGUCAUGGGUAUUGAUUUUGAUUUCCCAGUAGCUUUUGCCAAGGCUCAGAUUGCUGCAGGGCAGAAGCUACCAACCUCCGGGACUGUGUUCCUCAGCUUAAAUGACUUGACAAAGCCACAUCUUUCCACUAUGGCCCGAGCUUUCUUGGGGCUUGGUUUCAGUAUUGUUGCAACAUCUGGCACAGCGCAUGUGCUUGAGUUGGAGGGCAUCCCAGUGGAGCGGGUGCUGAAGAUGCAUGAGGGACGUCCCCAUGCUAGCGAUAUGAUUGCCAAUGGACAUAUCCAAUUGAUGGUUAUCACAAGUUCGGGUGAUGCACUUGAUCAGAUUGAUGGCCGGCAAUUGAGGAGGAUGGCUCUUGCUUACAAGGUUCCCAUCAUAACAACGGUUGCAGGAGCUUUGGCAAGUGUGGAAGCAAUAAAGAGCAUGAAGCACAGCACUGUCAAGAUGAUUGCUCUUCAGGACUUUUUUGACGUUCAGGCAGGGCGAGAGAGUUGCUACAAGUUGCAGCCUGCUUCGUCUUCUCUUUGAUUCAUGCAGUUGUUGCAUGGUAAUAGAUUCAACGUCUAAAUGUUAUGACAACAUGGAGAGUUUUCCAGCAGCUUGGAAUACUGCAAAAAUUGGGAGAAAGUUGUCUUAUUGAUGAGUUUUUUUUGUUAAAAAGGAUGAACUGUACUUGGAUUGGACUCAAUCCAGUCCAUUUCCAUCUUAAUUGGAUUGGAUUGGAGCAUAUAUUUUUGUAUUUUUUAAAUAUUUUUUUUUUGUUUUCAUCUAAUUUUGGUGUUUCAUUCGGAUGAUCCAAUCCGGUCCAUUUGCAUUUUAAUUUGUUUGGAUUGGAUUGUAGCAGGUCUUGUGGUAGUUUUCUAUAUAUUUUCUGGGUUUCUCAUGAUAUUUUGGUGUUUGAUUCACUUUGGAUUGUAUUGGACCCAAUCUGCUCUAUUUGCAU
Messenger RNA from Nelumbo nucifera (sacred lotus), 4604 nucleotides. RefSeq names its product carbamoyl phosphate synthase arginine-specific large chain, chloroplastic-like. The record is from RefSeq and is a predicted model, not a curated record. Gene Ontology annotation, cellular component: cytoplasm. NCBI's taxonomy places the organism in Eukaryota, Viridiplantae, Streptophyta, Magnoliopsida, Proteales, Nelumbonaceae. Gene Ontology annotation, biological process: L-glutamine metabolic process. Gene Ontology annotation, molecular function: metal ion binding; carbamoyl-phosphate synthase (glutamine-hydrolyzing) activity; ATP binding.